Messenger RNA from Toxotes jaculatrix (banded archerfish), 1449 nucleotides. RefSeq names its product coenzyme Q5, methyltransferase (gene coq5). The coding region runs from base 2 to 979 and encodes 325 amino acids. Gene Ontology annotation, molecular function: methyltransferase activity. The transcript is spliced from 7 exons. NCBI's taxonomy places the organism in Eukaryota, Metazoa, Chordata, Actinopteri, Toxotidae. Gene Ontology annotation, biological process: ubiquinone biosynthetic process. The record is from RefSeq and is a predicted model, not a curated record.
CAUGGCGGCGCCUAUGAGGCAGCUGGUCCGGAGUGUGAUCCGCCUUUCCCACAGAAAUGUAAACGUUACUGCUGCUGGAGUCUCAGGUCGGUCGGGAUGUUGUUGGGGGACGCCGUCUUGUCGUUGUUUUAGCGAUGACAGAAGUACGCAUUUUGGCUUCGAAACGGUACCAGAGGAAGAGAAAGCGAAGAGAGUGUAUAAGGUGUUUGAGAAUGUGGCCCAGAAGUAUGACGUUAUGAAUGAUGCCAUGAGUCUUGGGAUUCAUCGACUGUGGAAGGACACGCUGUUGCACGUCAUGCACCCACAGCCUGGCGCACGGCUCCUGGAUGUGGCGGGUGGCACAGGUGACAUUGCCUUUCGUUUCCUGGAGUAUGUUCGUUCUCAGCAAGAGCGGCAAAAGCGCCGAGCAACGCGGUCCAUGCAGACACCGUCGUGGCAAGACAUUUCCAACAACUACUCCACAGAGGAUGAGGAGGGUCCUCAGGAGUCCAGGGCUGUUGUCUGUGACAUAAACAAGGAGAUGCUGAAAGUGGGCAAGCAGAAAGCCGACAGCAUGGGCAUCAGUUCCGGUCUGUCGUGGGUGGUGGGGGAUGCAGAGGAACUGCCCUUUGAUGACGACCAGUUUGAUAUUUACACCAUCGCCUUCGGCAUUCGCAACGUCACUCAUAUAGAUCAGGCACUUCAAGAGGCUCUGCGGGUCCUGAAGCCCGGUGGCAGGUUCAUGUGUUUAGAGUUCAGCAAAGUGACAAAUCCUCUAUUGGCAAGGCUUUAUGAUGCAUACAGUUUCCAGAUGAUCCCAGUUUUGGGAGAGGUGAUUGCUGGAGACUGGAAAUCUUACCAGUAUCUGGUGGAGAGUAUCCGCAAGUUCCCUGACCAGGAGGAAUUCAAACAUAUGAUCGAAGACGCAGGUUUCUACUGUGUACAGUACCUCAACUUCACGGGCGGAGUUGUGGCUCUUCACUCUGGUUUCAAGCUGUGAGAUGCACUCUGAACACCUUCAAGCAAAAUCAAAGAAGCAAAAGGACUGGCUCUGUGUUUCAGGCUUUUCUCUCUGUGUGACGGACUGUCUGCUGACUUCUCAGACAUAUAGCGCAAAGCAUGAAGCCCCAGAGAUCCUCUCUGCAGGUGCCACUGCACAAUGAGAGAAAAUCAGGUCAGUGGACAUAUUUAUUAUAGUAUGUAAUUCUGUUUGUGAAAACUGUACUCAACGUUUUCGCUGUAUCAGCAGUUAAGAAUGGCAAUGAUAAUAAAACCUGCAAAAGUUGAUCUCAGUAUUUGUGUGAACUAUUCCCAAAGCUGCAAAAAGCAAACUAGUUAUUAGUACUCAUGAUAAAACUAUUACUACAACCAGUAAUAACUACAAACUUUUGGAAAGAAUUAAGUGAACACAUCAAUGUGGAAUGCAAAUAAUGGAAAGAACACAAUAACGUGAGUUACUUGAAUAAAACU